Triticum dicoccoides is the source of this 1128-nucleotide messenger RNA. Its product is annotated as salt stress root protein RS1-like. NCBI's taxonomy places the organism in Eukaryota, Viridiplantae, Streptophyta, Magnoliopsida, Poales, Poaceae. The transcript has 5 exons. The record is from RefSeq and is a predicted model, not a curated record. Gene Ontology annotation, cellular component: plasma membrane. Bases 145 to 771 code for a protein of 208 amino acids.
AUAUCGCUCUCAUGGCACCGUGGCUCAUGUACUGCUGCCCAUUGAUAGGCUGGUGAUCACUGCUGUCGAGAGGAACUACGCAUCCACCCCUUCCGCCCCCAGCUACCUCGCUUGCUCCACGCAUCGUCUUUGAAGGAGAGGAAGAUGACGAGCGUAUGGAAGACCAAGGUUCUCCCCGGGCUCAACAAGAUCUUCGACAAGGAUGGCAAGAAGGCCGCCGCCGCCGAGUUCUUGAAAUCCUUCAACAAGGAGGAGAUUGACAAGGAGAUUGAGGACAAGAAGACAGAACUAGAGCCCAAGGUUGUGGAGACCAUUGAAGCAUCUCCUCCAGAAAUUAAGGGCUUGAUAAAGGAUAAGAAAACAUCCAAGAUCAAGAAGAACUCAGUUGCCGUCACCAAGUUCCUUGACGAUUUGGCCAAGAUUGAUUUCCCCGGAGCCAAGCUGGUGAGCGACGCGGUGGCCAAGUCCGGCACCACGCCCCUCUCCCCGGCCAUCGUCUUCAUCUUGGACAAGGUUGCGCCCUUCGUCCCAGCGCCCAAAGAGGAGCCCAAGGCCGAGCCCGAGGACGCCGCCCCGGCAGAGGAGACCACCACCCGCGAGGUUGCCGUGGAGGAGAAGAAGGAGGAAGCCGAGCCCUCCGCCGCACCGGCAGAAGCGGCCGCGCCGGUGGAGGCAGCCGCGCCCGCUGCUGAGGUAGUGGAGGAGAAGAAAGAGGAGGAGAAACCCGCGGAAGCCGCCGCACCUGCCGCCGAGGAGCCAGAGAAGAAGUGAUCGGUCGCCGCCGGCCGGAGUCCAAGAGCAACCCAAGCUACCACCUAGCUUGCUGCUGGUAAUGAAAACAUUUUAAGUUAUUGUGAAUUUGUGGUCGCUCUCUGUGUCAAGGUAGCUGCACAAAAGUAAGCACGUACGUACGUACACUGCACUUGCCAUGCAUACCACGCAUGCAAACGUACACGCAUGGAACAUUUGUUAUUCUUUCGAUGGACCGGUCUCCUCACCGUAUGUGUACAUUUUACGUGGGGCUUUCUUGCUUUUUUGUGGUGGUUAAAACCUGUGUAAUUAUGAUUAUAUUGGUGUGUUAAUUUGUUGGUCAUGGUAUAAGCAGGAACUUGUGCAUUCUUCCUCUUC